This is a messenger RNA of Aspergillus fumigatus Af293, 153 nucleotides long. RefSeq lists its product as uncharacterized. Bases 1 to 153 code for a protein of 50 amino acids. The record is from RefSeq and is a predicted model, not a curated record. NCBI's taxonomy places the organism in Eukaryota, Fungi, Ascomycota, Eurotiomycetes, Eurotiales, Aspergillaceae. The transcript has a single exon.
AUGGCACCCCCAACGUGGCUCCGAGAUGGAUCGACUUCUCGACGAGGAUAUUACAGAAGCAGUGCCAUGAUGGCAACUUCUCUUCAUGUAGCAUCGUACUCCAUAUUUAUCUCGAAGUUUAUUUUAAUGCAGUAUGUGUAUCCUGGCAUGUAG